AUGGCCAAUCUCCCGCCGCAGUACCCCCUCUUGGGCCAGGCGGCGCCCUACAACUCAAAGCUCCUGGACCCCGGCGGCAAAAUCGCCGGCGGCUGGCUCCCGGAGCCGUCCUCGUACAUGCCGCUCCUGGCGACGGCAUAUGCCACGGAGACACAGCUCGACAAGUCCCGCAAACGGUACCGGGCCGCGCCGGGCGUGCCGGGCACCGCGCUCCCGCCAGCACGGCCCGACUCCGGCGACGAAAUGAUCAUCACCGACUGCGAGGCGGCAGGCGACCAGCAGCACGGGCACGUGCACCCGCCCAAACGGCGGCUCACGGCCUCCGCGGGCCCCGAGAUGCUGGGGCCGGGCGUGGGCCCGGCGCCUGCCGGCGGGCCGCAGUCGAGCCCCGCAAACGCGGGCUCCGCCCACUCUUGCCGUGGCGAAAGAGACGCCCGUGACCACGUGCACCCGUGCACGCCGCAGCUCGCCGAGUCGCCGUCCCACUCGCCCAACUCGCCCGUGUCGGAGAUGGGCGACACCACGCAGCAGUUGGUGCUCCCGCUGCCGCUGGCGUCGCCCGUCCAGAGCACGGAUGCGGGCGCCCGGGAGGCGGCCGAGACCGCGUUGGAGCAGCAGCUCCUGCGCGUGCCCACGACGCAGGGCGAGCUCGUCGACAUGAUCGUCGGCUUGAGCGGCUUUGUGCUGGCGCAGAACAGGAACCACCUCGUGUUCCAGCUCCUCCAGAACGUGGGGCGCCUGCUGCUCCUGGCGUUGUGCGGCGCCAUCCAGAAGAGCCUCGACCACGACAUCUUGGCGGGCUUGCCGCUCGAGCUCGCACUCAACGUGCUCCUGAUGUUGGACGCGCGCUCGCUUUUGGCCGUGGCGCAGGUCUCGCGCCGCUGGCACGCGUUGGUCGCCAACACCAAGCUCUGGUGCUACUUGCUCCGCAGGGACAACUUGCUUGCGAGCGACGCGGCCGUGGCACGCGAGUUGGCCGACCCGGCCAAGUUGUUUGCCGAGUGGGCGUCGCCGAGCCCGCACUUGACCCAGGUCAACUACGCGCAGCUCCUCUACAAGAAGCGCCACUUGAUCUUCCGCCGGUGGAUGGACCCGGCCUACGAGCCCAAGCGCAUCAGCAUCGCAGGGCACGGCUCCAACAUCGUCACCUGUCUCCAGCACGACGAGGAGAAGGUCAUCACCGGGAUCGAGGGCAAGCUGAUCAACGUCCACUCCACGCGCACGGGCCAGCUCUCGAAGCUCCUCCAGGGCCACGAGGGUGGUGUGUGGGCGCUCAAGUACUUCUCCAACACGCUAGUGAGUGGCUCCACGGACCGCGACGUGCGCGUCUGGAACAUCCGCACGGGCCGCUGCACCCACGUGUUUCGCGGCCACACGUCCACCGUGCGGUGCUUGGACAUCUUGCACCCGGUGCAGAUCGACGUCAACGAGAACGGCCAGCCGGUGGUCUUCCCUGAGGUGCCUCUCUUGGUCACGGGCUCCAGAGACCACAACUUGCACGUGUGGAAACUCCCGCUCGAUAACGAGCAGCCAAACGGAGACGAGAUCACGCAAACACAAACCUUCGACUCGAAGGACCCGAACAAUCCGUACCUUGUGAGCAUUCUUUCGGGCCACACCCAAUCCGUGCGGUCAGUCACGGGCUACGGCAACAUCGUUAUCUCGGGCUCGUACGAUACCACUGUUCGAGUUUGGGACUUGCGCCAAGGAGGCAGGUGUAAACAUGUCCUUGAAGGGCACACAGAUAAAAUAUACUCCACCGCCUUGAACUUCAAGACGAAGCGCUGUUUUUCCGGGUCCAUGGACCUGUCAAUCAAUGUAUGGGACUUUGAAAAGGGAAAGUUGUUGUACUCGCUCGAGGGCCACAACCUUCUUGUUGGGCUCCUUGAACUCUCGGAGAAAUAUUUGGUCUCGGCCGCAGCAGAUUCUACCCUUCGUGUCUGGGAUCCCCAAACGGGUGAGAAUCUAAGCAAAUUGAAGGGUCAUAACAGUGCCAUUACGUGUUUUCAACAUGACGGCUUGAGGAUCGUGAGUGGGAGCGAGCGGAUGCUUAAACUCUGGGAUAUCAAGACCGGCAAGUUUGUUCGAGAUUUGCUCUCGGAUAUCACUGGAAGUAUAUGGCAAGUGAGCUUUGAUGCUGACCGGUGUGUCGCUGCGGUCCAAACCAACCGCAACGACGCCGAAGAAACUUACAUCGAGAUAUUGGACUUCAGUACGCCGUUGAACGAAACAAGAGAGCUUUGA
This is a messenger RNA of Metschnikowia bicuspidata var. bicuspidata NRRL YB-4993, 2244 nucleotides long. It is a transcript of the gene CDC4, whose product is annotated as SCF ubiquitin ligase complex subunit. Gene Ontology annotation, molecular function: ubiquitin binding. Lineage: Eukaryota; Fungi; Ascomycota; Pichiomycetes; Serinales; Metschnikowiaceae. The transcript has a single exon. Gene Ontology annotation, cellular component: cytoplasm; nucleus. Gene Ontology annotation, biological process: proteasome-mediated ubiquitin-dependent protein catabolic process; ubiquitin recycling. The record is from RefSeq and is a predicted model, not a curated record. Bases 1 to 2244 code for a protein of 747 amino acids.